Molecule: messenger RNA, 246 nt
Organism: Penicillium soppii
Lineage: Eukaryota; Fungi; Ascomycota; Eurotiomycetes; Eurotiales; Aspergillaceae
Product: zinc-binding oxidoreductase CipB
Exons: 2
Coding region: 1-246 (81 amino acids)
Source: RefSeq, a predicted model, not a curated record
AUGGCGGAAAACCAGGCUGCGUGGCUUACUGAAGCCGGCGCUUACCCCUUUGCUGUCAACGAUGGACCCAAGCCUACCCCAGGUCCUGGAGAAAUCAUCAUCAAGAAUGCAGCUGUGGCCAUAGCUCUAGCUGCAGCAAUCCCGGAUAACUUGAGCUUUGAGCAGGCUGUCGUUCUGCCACUCGCAAUCUCCACUGCUUGUGCAGGACUUUACCAAAAAGAAUACCUUAAUCUCCCUGAUUGUUAA